Molecule: messenger RNA, 8799 nt
Organism: Equus caballus (horse)
Lineage: Eukaryota; Metazoa; Chordata; Mammalia; Perissodactyla; Equidae
Source: RefSeq, a predicted model, not a curated record
GAUCUAAAAGUAAAAUUUGAAUUUGCUCUUUUGUGAGGUUCAUCUCCCAAAAGACAGUAUUCACACAUGUGCGAAGUCUUUAGUACUGUUACAACUUCUUGAGUGUCUGGGCAGUUUUGACAUUAGUGUAAGAUUGAUUUGGCCAAAGCUUAGGGUUUCAGGCAUGUAACUUUUGGCGAAGCAAGACUUACUACUUUUAUUUUGUAGCUUCGCUGUUCAUUAGGCUUCUAGAGUUGGGUCUUUGUGGCUUUGAUAACAUCAAUGAUACAGCCAACUGUCCCCCAGUCUGGAGAUUAUACAUCCUUGCUACAAAAAUUUAAAGUAUGUAAGAUUCUUUAUAGUACCCUGGUUUAAAUUUCUAAAUUUUCUCCAGGGUAGGAUAACUCUGCUGUUUUUCUCCAAAAACGAUGACCACUUCAUUCAUCUUCAGUGCCUUUCUAAGAUAUCUUGAUAGAUUAGUGGUAGCAGACCUACAUAGUAGAGUGGAAGAACAGAGGCUUUUGUGUCACAUAGACCAGUGGUGGAAUCCCAGCUCUGUGACCUGGAAUUUACCUGUUUGCCCAUGUUUGCAAUGUGGGUGAUAGCAUAAUAUCUAUUUAAUAGAAUAGUCAUGAGCACGAAAAAGGACACAAUAUUCAAAGCACCUAUAUUGGUCUGUAUAGAGUUGUUAUUACUAUUCUUAUAGCUUCCUUUUGGAGAUUUUAAAUAAUUGUGUUUGUUAAGAUGUUAAUUAAAUUAGGUGAUUUUGCUAAAUAAACUUAAAAAUAUGGAUGACUUCCUCAUAUAAAAUUAUAUAAUAUCCUUUAUAAUUGUCAUUGAGAAGGGAUCUAUAUGCUGUCUGGUGUACCCUCCUUUAUAUUUUAAGGUAGAAGAUUUCUUAUACUUCUUUCUCUCCCUGGAAAGCCACUUCUAAUGAGUGCCUGCUCACUGCCUGUAGCCAAAGGUGCCGUGACUAGAAAUUAUCCUGAGUAACUGAAGGAAAUGAUAUGUUUUUGAAGCUGACCUACAGAACAUUAUAAGAACUUGUUUAACUCACAUUAGAAUUAAAUUCAAAAGAGGAGAUUCAUGAUUUUCUGAUUUUGUAGUUUGCAGAAUUGCUUGUAGGUUACUCCUGCAAUUUUGUCUGAUUAAAAUGCUUCCGAUGAAUAUUUAAGGUAUUUCUCACUGAAGUAACAUAUAUUUAUAAGUCAGUACUGAAGUCAUGGUGUCUGUGUACCUGUCACUGCAAUACUACAUUCUUUGAUCCUCACUUUUAUCCUCUGCUACAUUGUCUGUGUAAGUAUAUUGUGCUAUCCGAAGAGAAGUAACUUGACUAGGAUCCCAGGGAAUUUUAACUAAGAUUACCAUUCCUUUUUUUCUCUCCCUCCCUACCUUCCUUCCCGUUAUUAAGCCAGAGGAUUCAGCCUCCCCUUUCUUGAAUUUCUCUGGUGGAUACCCAGGUGGUAUUUUCAAAUGACCACUUUUGAUUUGUAUUGUAAGAAUGUGUUUUUUUUCUUCUUAUUAAAGGAUAAAAGUAGAUUAGAACAUCAGAAAAUAAAAGAAUAUUUGCACAUUGUUUCUCACUGUUAAAAUAUUAGGUAGCUAAUAAGCACUAAAUGAUAUAGUAGUUAAAUAUGUAUUUAUUCACUUAUUAAAUGUUGUUGAGUGCUUUACAGUUUGGGAAUACAGUACUAAACAAGACAGACAUAAUCUGUGUCCUUGGAGAGAAACCUACAGUUUUAUGGGAUAUAGAUGAACAAAAAAGGCAGCUGCAAGGUAGGGAGAUGAGUGUUACGAUGUGAGAGAACAAGAUGCUUCUGUUGGCACAUAGGAGAGACAUCUAACACACACUUCUAGCUAUUAGAGAAUAUUUUCUGGAGAAACUGAUGUUUAAGGCAAGACCUGACAUAUGAGCAGGAGUUAGCUAGCUGAAGAAUACAGGGAAAGUGUCGUAGGCGCAAGAAAUAGACGUGCAGAGUUUCAGAGGUAAGCGAAAUCAUGGUAUCAAUAGACUAUUGAAAGUAGUUCAGUUUGGUGAACUGUUGAAGAUGACAGGGUGAGGCAUGAAGGAGAAGCAGAAAAAGGAAAGCAGAUAGGGCCGUGUUAAGGGUUUACCUUACCUCCUCAGAGCUGUUGAGUGUUUUAAACACAAGGGUGACAUGAAUUACAUUAAAAAUAAUAAUAAUAACUUGGGCUGUAGAGCAGAAGAUGGAUGGUAGGAGGCAAGGAUCACAGUAGGAAGACCUGUUAGGAGGUUGUGCCAGUAAUUCAAGUGAGAGAUGGUGGUGACCUUGCUUGGUUGGUUGUAUUGAGGAUGGAGAGAAGUGGAUAGAUUCAAAAUACAUUUAACAGAGCAGUAGAAUUUGAUGUGAUGAUGAGAGCCAUGCGUGAAAGAUCAUUCCUGUGUUGUUGGCAUGAGCAGCAGGGAUGAAAAACAUUGAAGAGGAGCAGCAAGAUUUGGAGAUAAGGAGUCAUGCAGUUGACUUUAGAUAUGUUAAAGGAAGGCAGCCUGUGAGAUCGCAAAGUGGAGGUGGCCAGUGGGCACUGAGAUUUACAGCCUGUAACUCAGUUGACAGUGUGAAUUAAAGAAUUGGGAGUUAGAGAUAAAGAAUUGGGGCUUAGAAUCUUGAGGAACUCGUAGUAUUUAAUGUUUGCAUAGAGGAGGGGACACCAGAGGAGUUGCCAUAGGCAUAGAAGGAAAUUAGGAGGUGUGGUUUGCAGAAGGCGAAGUGAAGAAGAUGCUUUAAGUAGGAGGACGUUAUCAACUGUUUUAAAUUCUGCUGAGAGUUUGAGAAACUGAGGACUUACAAUUAAUCAUUGGAUUUGACAGUGAGGCAAUCAUCUAUAACUCUCCACUACAGCAAAAGUGUACUGGGUGACAAAAGGGUGUUUCGAGGAGAGAGUGGUCAUUUGGAGUGUGUGCUAUAAAACAGAAAAGGGUCCAUUGGCUUCAGUAACAUGAAGGUGCUAUAACCAUAGCAAGAGUGGAGUAGUGGAAUGAUGUGGGUGGAAAUCAUAUUAACAUGAAUAGAGGACUAAGUUAGAGCUAAGGAAUGUGAGAAAGCAUGUGUAAACAACUUUUUUUAGAAGCUUGGUUUGGAAAGGGAAUAUUCAUUUAUUCAUACAACAUAUUUGUUGAGUGUUUGUUAUGAUCAGGCAGUGUUCCAGUUGCUGGGGAAAAUGCACUAAACAAAACAGACCAAGCCUCUUCAGUUGACUGAAGUGAGGGAAUGAGCCCUGCGGACAUCCGAGGGGAGAACCCAGCCGGCACAGGGGAAGGAAAGAGCAGAGCCUCUGAGGGUGGCUGCCUGCCUUGUCUGAGGGACACGAGUAGAACUGAAGUGAAAUGAAGGAGGAACUUCUUUUUGGUGACGUGAGGAAACAGUUGACUUCAGUCUCCGAGGAGAUGAUGGAUCUGGCUAAGCGUCUUCCUGACACUUUCAGAAAGUUGGAAAAUCCACAGAGGGUUUCUGUACUGUUGAAGGAUAUUUCAGAAAAUCUCGAUUCAUUGAGGAAGAUGAUAUUUGGUUCUACCGAGACCGAAUUGAAGCCUAGCGGCAAUUCUAACUUACUACCAUUGGGAGACCCGACUGCUGGUGGAGUACUACAGAAACAAAUUAGAGAACAUAAAAUUUUUACUGAAGUUAAAGAUGAGACAUGGGACACAACACUGGAUAAUUUCAUUAAACAUGAUGGAGAAAAUGUACUUGGAAAUGAAGUGAAAAGAAAAGACGAUGAAUUUGAAGAUGAACUAGAAGCCAAUAAGUUGAAAGAGGAAACAGAAAGAAUUAUGUCAUUAGAUAUCACAGAAUAUGAACUCCAAAUUUUGGAACAGCAGGCUCAGGAAAAAAAUCUUAGUGAUGUUACUUACAAAUCUCCUGAGCAUGUAUCCUCCAAGGAUAAUGAAGAGGAUGUAUCUUAUAUAAUUGAAAGUGAUGAAGAUUUAGAAAUGGAGAUGCUUAAGACUUUAGAAAACCUAAAUACUGUCACGGUAGAUCCAAUUCAUUCAAAAGGCACAGAAAUGGAAGGAAAUCUGGAUGUUCCUUUUGAAGAUGAGGAAGAUGAGAGUGAAGCUGUUGAAGAGGAAGAAGAAGAUGAUGAAGACCGUUUGUUACCAGGACCUAAUGCAGAGCAAGUGAUUUGCCUCAAGACCUACUUUGGCCAUUCCAGUUUUAAGCCGGUUCAGUGGAAAGUGAUUCAUUCUGUAUUGGAAGAAAGAAGAGAUAACGUUGUUGUCAUGGCAACUGGAUAUGGAAAGAGUUUAUGCUUCCAGUAUCCACCAGUUUAUGUAGGUGGGAUUGCCAUUGUCAUCUCUCCUCUUAUUUCUUUGAUGGAAGACCAAGUGCUCCAGCUUGAAAUGUCCAACAUUCCAGCUUGUUUUCUGGGAUCAGCACAGUCAAAAAAUGUUCUAGAGGAUGUUAAAUUAGGCAAAUAUCGGAUUGUAUACAUAACUCCAGAAUUCUGUUCGAGGAACUUGUACCUACUCCACCAACUUCAGGCUAAUAUUGGUAUCACACUUAUUGCUGUGGAUGAGGCUCACUGUAUUUCUGAGUGGGGACAUGAUUUUAGAAAUUCAUUCAGGAAUUUGGGCUCCCUAAAAACAGCAUUCCCGUUGGUUCCAGUGGUCGCCCUCACUGCUACGGCCAGUUCUUCAAUCCGGGACGACAUUGUGCGUUGCUUAGAACUGAAGAACCCUCGGAUCACCUGUACUGGUUUUGAUCGACCGAACUUGUAUUUAGAAGUUGGACAAAAAACAGGAAACAUCCUUCAGGAUCUGAAGCAAUUUCUUGUCCAAAAGACAUGUUCUGCCUGGGAAUUUGAAGGUCCAACUAUCAUCUAUUGUCUUUCCAGAAAAAUGACAGAACAAGUUACAGCUGAACUCAGGAAACUGCAGUUAGCCUGUGGAACAUACCAUGCAGGCAUGGGUAGUAACUCAAGGAAAGAGGUUCAUCAUCGGUUCAUGAGAGAUGAAAUUCAGUGUGUCGUAGCUACCAUAGCUUUUGGAAUGGGCAUUAAUAAAGCUGAUAUUCGCAAAGUCAUUCAUUACGGUGCUCCUAAGGAAAUGGAAUCAUAUUACCAGGAGAUUGGUAGAGCUGGCCGGGAUGGACUUCAAAGUUCUUGUCACCUACUCUGGACUCCAACAGACAUCAACUUAAAUAGGAACCGCCUUAGUGACAUACCUGAUGAAAAGUUUCGAUUAUACAAAUUAAAGAUGAUGGAAAAGAUGGAAAAAUAUCUUCGUUCCAGCAAGUGUAGGCGACAAAUCAUCUUGUCUCAUUUUGAAGAUAAACAACUACGAAAGGCCUCCGUGGGCAUUAUGGGAACUGAAAAUUGCUGUGAUAAUUGCAGGUUCAGAUUGGAUCAUUGCUUUUUCAUUGAUGACUCAGAUGAUGCAGCCCAGGACUUCGGUCCGCAAGCACUCCAGCUAUUAUCUGCUGUGAACAUCUUAGGAGAAAAGUUUGGAAUUGGGGUUCCAAUUUUAUUUCUCCAAGGAUCCAAUUCCAAGCGUCUCGCAGAUAAAUAUCGCAGUCACAGUUUCUUUGGCACUGGCAAGGACCAAACAAGGGCGUGGUGGAGGGCUCUUUCCCGUCAGCUCAUAACUGAGGGAUUCUUGGUCGAAGUGCCUGGGAAAGAAAAGUUUAUAAAGAUUUGCACCCUUACAAAAAAGGGUAGAAAUUGGCUUGAUAAAGCCAAAAGAGGAUCCCCUCAGAGGCUAAUCCUUGAAGCUAAUGAAGAGCUGCGUCCAAGGAGGUUUCUUCUACCGAGUUCUAAAACUGUAUCUUCAGACACUGGACAGCAUUCCUCUAGUCAAGUACCAACUGAAUUAACUGCAGAGAAUAAGCAGGCUAACUUGGAGAAGAUGUAUUCUUAUAAAGCAUUUGAUAAAAUUUCUUCUGGGAGUAACAUUCCUAAAAAAAGCGUCAUGUUGGAAUCACCAAGAAAAUCUUACAAGUCCUCAGAACCUGUUAUUUCAGCUCAAGAGCAAGAGUCUCAGACUCUGUUAUACGGUGAAUUGGUAGAAGCUAGGCAGAAACGUGCCCAUAACAUGGACGUUCCUCCAGCUAUCCUGGCAACAAAUAAGAUACUGUUGGAUAUGGCCAAAAUGAGACCUACUACGGUUGAAAAUGUGAAAAGGAUCGACGGUGUUUCUGAAGGCAAAGCUACUAUGUUGGCCCCUCUGUUGGAAGUCAUCAAACAUUUCAGUCAAACAAAUAGUAUUCAGACAGACCUCUUUCCAAGUACAAAGCCUCAAGAACAGCAGAAAAGUCCGGUGGUGAAAGAUGAAGCACGCUCACUUUCACACUCUGUGGCCGUCACAUAUUCUUUAUUCCAAGAAAAGAACAUGUCUUUGAAAAGCAUAUCUGAGAACAGGACUCUGCCUCUCACAGCAGUUGGCGCACACUUACUCCAAGCGCUGAAAGCCGGCUACCCACUCGACAUGGAGCGAGCAGGCCUGACUCCAGAGACUCACAAGAUUAUUGCUGAUGUCAUCCGAAACCCUCCCGUCAACUCAGAUAUCAAUAAAACUAAACUAAUUAGAAUGUUUGUUCCUGAAAACAUUGACACAUACCUUAUCUACAUGGCAAUUGAGAUCCUGAGAAAAGAUUGUGACAACAGACCGUUAUGCCAACCUUCAUGUGAUUCCAGUAAAAAGAGAUGUUUCCCCAACUCUGAGGACAGCUGUUCACGUUCGAAGAGAAGCAAGGACGAAGUAGGCACUAAUACCAAGGUUGAUGGAAAACAUCCUUGUGAUCUUUCACCAAAAGAUAAGAGUCACAGAAAUUCACUGAGACUGACAUCUUGGAAUCAGCCAUCCAGCGAUCCAGAAAUAGAAGAUUUAUUUACAGACUCUCAUCCACAGACUUCAUCUGGAGCCUUAAAGAGAAUGUAUGCGGGGUUUGGCAAGAGAGAUAAGAUCUUAGUUGAUACCAGCAAAAAAUCAAUGGCCAGAACGAAAAAGAAGGGUCUUUUUAGUUAAAUUGGCAAUUGCUAGAGGAAUUAUGUGUGUCUUGCUGUAUUGUAAGAGGGGUGCUGUAUUUCAUUUAUGAAAAGACUGGGGAGUGAUGUUUCAGUUUAAAAAUCAUUUUACUCUCAAAGUAAAACUCACUUUAUUGAACAGCUGGCAUCUUAAAACAGCCCUGUGCAAUUCACAUAAAGUUGAGUCUUCUGAGAGCCUGGGUGAUUACAUCAUAGAAUAGAAUAUUAAAUUAGUUUCCUUUAAGAUUGCACUGUUACUGCCCUGUUUUCUAAUCUCUUUAUUUAUUUCAGCAGUAUAUUUGGAAAAUGUGAUUUGAUAUAGAUAACAGUAGGUAUACAGUGAUUGUGUGCAUGAUUUAAAUAUUCUGAUAUUCCCGCAAUUCUGUCUUGGAAAUAAAGAAAGCAUAGUUGUUUUACAAAUUGUUUUUACUAUCUUUAGAAGAAACUUUUAUACACAUUGUUAACUGGUAUCAGUGGACCAGAUAAGUGAAAAUGAAACAUUUUGGAUUCCAUGUAAGGAGGAAAAAAAGACUAUAACAAAGGAGACCAAUUGCACUAGGCAAAUAUGCACUUUGUAUUUUAUAUAUUAUUUCUAUUAUUUUUCAAAUAAUAAAAAAAAGUCCUUCAUACUGAAUAUUAUAAAGAUAGAUAUUUUUGUAAGCUUUCAUUUACUGAAUUACUUUGAGUAUUUUAUUUUUUAAGGAUGUCAGAGUUUGGUUCUAAAUUCUCUUUGUGUAGCACAUAUAACUUAAAUAUGUAAAAGCCAUACUCUGACACUGAGCUGGGUAAACCAUAGUUAAUAAAACUGUAAGCAGUUUACCAAAUGGCCUUUAAUUGACUUUUUUGUAAAUAGAAAUAACUUGUUAAUGAAGAAGAAAUACAUCUUUGUUGUAGAAGAACUAGAAAAUCCAGAGAAGUGAAAAAAAAGAAAAGAAAAAUCACUAGUAGUCCCUCCAGUAGAUAAUCAGUUAACCCUUUUCAUGUAUCCUCCCAAACCUUUUUAUAUUCAUUUCCUUUCUUCGUUUGUUACAUGAAUGAUAUAUGAAUGAAUUUUCUUUGUAAAACAUUCACGCUAUACUUAAAACGCAAAAAUCCCGCAUAUUCCCAUUUCCCCACAUCCCAUUCCCAGCCCCUUUCCAGAGGGUGCCUCCUACUAAAUAUGUGACAGAAGUUCUCUAGUCAUUUCUUCUGCACUUACGUGCCUUUGCAUAUGUAUCUACACAUAUUCUUAACUUUUUUUUAACACAAAUCAGAUCAUAUAAUAUGCAAUUUUCUGCAACAAAAAUUUUUUUACUUAAUAUGUCAUGAAGACCUUUCCAUUUCAGUAUAUAUUGGUCUAUCUCAUUGUUUUUUACAGCUACGUACUUAUCUCACUGUUUUUUACAGCUACGUACUGUUCUAUUUGGUGAAUAUACUAUAAUUUACAUAAUCAUUUUUCUAUUGGCGAUUUUGUCAUUUUUUUCUGUUUCAGAUUGUUUCUAGAAGUAGAAUUAAAGAGUCAAAAACAUACUUUUUGUUACUUAUAUUUCACUUGAAUUUAUUUUGAACAUAUUUUUCCCCAUGUCAUUAAAUAGUCUUCCGCAGAAUCUUUUUUUGUGGUUUUAUGUAGUACAGUGAUUCUCAAAGUGUGGUCUGCAGGCAGUUAGGAGUCCAUGAGACCCUUUCAGGGGAUCUGCAAAAGCAAAACUAUUUUCAUAAAACCAAGGUGUUAUUUGCCUUUUGUACUAUGUUGGUAUUUGCACUGAGGUGCAAAGCAAUAAUGAGUAUAACCACUGGUACUUUAGUGCAAAUCAAGGCAAUAGCACCAAAUUGUUGGUUUUAUUAAUUCUCAAUCUUAACACA